AUGCAGAUCUAUCCGGUCCUGCUCUUCGCAGUGGCCAAUCUCUUGCCGGAGACGCCCAGGUGGUGCGUGUUGCAUGGCGACAACGACCGGGCAAAGCGAAGCAUAGCCCGGGUAUUCGGCAAAGACCAGGUCGAGGACCGCAUCAAGGAGCUGACCGAGGCGCAUAAAAAGGAACAGGCGAAAGGUUGGAUCUCGUACUCGAACAUGCUUUGGCCGGGCGGUUCGCAGUUUCAUCCGACCGUCGUGACGGUCAUGGGCCAAGUCAACCAGGCGUUGACUGGGUACGGCGCGGUGUCGGUGUUCGGGGCGCAGAUAUUUGAGCUGCUGGGAUUCGAUAUCAACAGCGCCGAGUUCAUCACCCUAGGGAACUAUGUUUUCUAUUUUGCCAUGAUGACGGUGGCCUGGGUGCUGAUUGACCGCGUUGGACGACGCAAGCUGAUGGUCGUCGGGUCGUUCUGGCUCGCCGUCUCCUUUGCCCUGCUCACGCUCCUGGGCGGCCUGGCGUACAACCACGCAAGACUGUCAAUCCCUCUGCUGGCGGCCGGAGUUCCAGGCGUCGCCGCGUUGUAUCUCGCGACCGCGGUCUUUGGCAUCAGCUGGCUGGCUCCCCGCUGGCUCACCCCCACAGAGAUCUAUCCUUCGACGGCUCGCGCGCAGGGCGCCGCCGUCAGCGUCAUCGUCUGGGGCCUGGCCAACUUCGCCGUCACCUUUCUGACGCCCAUUGGCUUUGAGGGUCUCGAAUACUACCUGUUCCUGGUGUUUGCCGCCACCAAUGCUUUUGCCGGAUUGUGGACGUAUUUGUAUUGCCCAGAGUCUGGGAACAGGACGUUCGAAGAGAAUCAGGAGUUCUUCAAGGCCGCUGCCGAGACCGGGUCGUGGGUGGUGAGUCGAGUCAUGCACGGAGAGUUCAAGGUUCUGCCACAAGCGGAAGUGGAGGAAGAAGAGGUUGUCAUUGAUGGAGAGGUUAAUGGAAGUCAGGGGAAAACGCGAACAGAAAGGAGGAAAACGCAGAGAAAACCGGAUGCCCAUGAAGAGACGGCGCCUUUGUUGGGUCGGGCAGGCAGGGGUAGUACACAAUAG
This is a messenger RNA of Cladophialophora bantiana CBS 173.52, 1080 nucleotides long. RefSeq lists its product as uncharacterized. The record is from RefSeq and is a predicted model, not a curated record. Lineage: Eukaryota; Fungi; Ascomycota; Eurotiomycetes; Chaetothyriales; Herpotrichiellaceae. The transcript has a single exon. The coding region runs from base 1 to 1080 and encodes 359 amino acids. Gene Ontology annotation, cellular component: membrane. Gene Ontology annotation, biological process: carbohydrate transport; transmembrane transport. Gene Ontology annotation, molecular function: carbohydrate:proton symporter activity.